Molecule: messenger RNA, 3595 nt
Organism: Osmia lignaria (orchard mason bee)
Lineage: Eukaryota; Metazoa; Arthropoda; Insecta; Hymenoptera; Megachilidae
Source: RefSeq, a predicted model, not a curated record
AUGGCGUUCGCGGCGGCGAGAAUGAUCCUUAAGGAUAAGCGACGGAAGGCCAGCAAAGAGGACUUCGCGCCCCGAAAUAGGAGCAAGGCCCGCAGCGCCAGUACAAGUAGCUUUAGAAGCCUGAGCCAGGCUCGCAACAAACCAGCAGAUGGAGUGGGUCAUGUCAACCAGAAGGGAUCCGCGGGUCAAAAAGCACCUGCAGCCGGGCAAAAGGUGGCGCCUGGUGCAAAAAGUGCCGCGAAACCGGCACAGAAGCCCUCUGCUCAGAAAGGGCAGGUUAAGGUCACACCAAAGGCAGCUUCCGUUAAGACUGGCAAGAACAAGAAGAAGGGACAGAGGCAGCAGUACGACCUUAUCGUCACCAUCAAUCUGUCUGAAUAUGGGCUCACGGAGGAUCAGGUGGCUGAAUUCAAGGAGGCGUUCAUGCUAUUCGACAAAGACGAAGAUGGAACCAUCACGAUGGCGGAACUUGGGGUGGUCAUGCGAUCGUUGGGACAGAGGCCGUCUGAAACAGAGCUACGAGAUAUGGUGAACGAAGUGGAUCAAGAUGGAAACGGUACCAUCGAGUUCAACGAAUUCCUCCAAAUGAUGUCAAAGAAAAUGAAGGGUGCCGACGGUGAAAAAGAGCUGCGCGAAGCAUUCAAAGUAUUCGACAAGAACAACGACGGAAUGAUCUCAUCGAAGGAACUACGACACGUAAUGACGAACCUUGGGGAGAAACUAUCGGAAGAGGAAGUCGACGACAUGAUCAAGGAAGCGGAUCUCGACGGUGACGGGAUGGUGAAUUAUGAAGAAUUCGUGACAAUCCUGACGUCAAAGAAUUAGUUCGGCGGCUCUGGAUCGGACAAGAAGCUAUCCAGCUGCCGGAAGUCUUCGACGAAGAACAGAAUCAAACUCGCAAAGUUCCUCUCCGCUCGAAAGCAUAGCGAAACGAUCGUCUUCGCGAACCUCACCAUCCAAGAUAUCCCUAACGAACCAUAGGAUAGGAUUCGGAACACGAGAAUAGAAACGCAGGACCUUUGAAAAAUUUGGUUGAACGAAGAUGAAACGUCGUUUAUUCGGCUUCUGGCGUGCAAGAUUUUCCUCGCGCGAGGGUAAGUGGUACCGGAAGACUGUGAAAAUGGUGUCUCGAGUGGUGGGGUAGCAGGAUGUCCAAGAAACAGGAAAAAAGGAAGAGUGAGGGGAAAGGAGGGUGGACUUUCGCAGUUGCACACGCAUACACGCAUACACACCUCGCUCCUUCGAAUAAUUUUACAAGUAUAAGCUAGCGAAACGACACUGUACGUGAAAACGAGUGAGGUGCUCGCUCCCGAAACAAUCAACUGAGCUUCGUUUAGCGUUUACCUACCUAUUACCUAUACUCUCUAUUAAAUGCUAUACAACAUCGUUAUUGAUAUUGUUAGGAACCAAACAAUCUCUCUUCAUCCCUUUCACUCCCAUUGUUCGAUCGGUAUUGUUCCUUCAGCAUCGUUGAAUUUCCUUGCAAACAACACGAGUCCUCCCAAUUUCCGUCAUAAACAUUCUGGCGUGCGAGAUCUGUCUUCAAAUUUAGAUGAAUGUCGUUGGCAAGUAGAUUAGCUUUAACGACGAUAUACUUGUGGCAGAAUUUUUAGACGCACGUUGUGGCUGCAUGCCAGAACAGUUGCUGGAAAGUAAGAAUCAAAGCAACCAGUAGCGGUCUUUCCUUUCCAACGUACAACUCCAGACCACGCGAUGUUCGUACGGUCUUAGUUAUCGAUCGUUUUGUAUUCGUAUCGUACGAAGUAGCAGAGAAUCUCGUAUCGCCCAUCCCGUUCUUGUCGAACACGAGGCGAGAUUAGGAUUCUCGCCAGUGUCCCGAAACCCUUCUGUAUCGAACACCGUCCACCUAAAACCUCGACAUUCGAUCCCAUUCACGAAUCCAACCCGUACUAAUUACGUCGUUGCACCCUUAGGUCCUUAAGAUGACAAGCCACAGCCGUAGCUCGCGAAUAGAUGGUAGCUAGUUAGUGCAAUAGAAAGGAAAUACGUACACGUAAUAAAUGAUGCAUUAUACACAUACCUAUUAUAUAUACCUAUACAUGGUGUUACUACCGAAGGUACUUGAAGUAACGUUAUUAUGAAUAUUCAUAUAUAUAUAAAUGCAUAUAUAUUAUAUAUACAUAUACACGUUAGCAACCUACGUCGGUGGUAUACUGGCAUUGAUAUUUUUAUGGUUUUAAAAAAAAAUACAACAAGAACAAGAACAAGUAUUAGUGUCAGAAAGCGAGAGAGAAAGAAAGCGAGCAAAAGAAACAAAGAGCGAAAGUGUGAGAAUGUAUGAGUGAAAGAGAGAGAAAACUGAAUGAAAGAGAGCAAAAGAGAAAUUGGUUGGUCGAAGCGCGGAAGAAAAGCGCGUGUACAUAGCAAACAUUCAACAGUGAGGGAAAGGAGAAACGGGAUUAAAAGAAAAUAAACAUAAAAGAACAAUAAGAAGAGCUCUUAAAGGUGUAGAGACGAUUCGUUUCGUCCUAAAGGAGCGUCGACGGAUGGUACGCGAAUAUUGCUAUCGUUAUCGUUGGUAAUGUUGGUCACACGAAGCGGUGAUUUUCGCAAACGUACACAACAACACACACAUAUAGAGAGAUAGACAAUAAUUCUGUUCUUUAGUUAGGUGACACGCGUGUAGUUACAUUGCGUUGUUUCGAAUCGAUCGCUGGGUAAUGUACGACGAGAUCGUGAAAAGUAACGAAACACGAUUGAUACAUGAAAAAGAUAUGAGAGCAAAUGUGAAUUUGACAAAAUCGACGUACCUACCCUACAGUGCGAUCGUCCUUUUCAGCCGCUUCGCGCCCCUGUCUCGCGGUCGCAAAAAUAUAUACCGAAGCUUGAAAUUGACAACUUUCUAAAUCAGCUUUUGAUUUUUGUAAUUUCUUUCGUCAUCGAUGAGAUUUACGACCGGUUGACAUCGGCGUGACGCGGUCUGUGCUGCUAUUAAGAUUAAAGAAGAAAAAAGGAUACACGAGAAACGCGCAAAUAUACAUGCAAACAUAAAGCAAGACGCUUCGACAGUUAAAACAUAAAAAAGAGCUCGAUACGUCGAUGCAAAAUAGUAAUGUAUAACGUCCCGAAGACAAUAUCUUUAACGAUUUUAUUAAAGAAAGAAUUAAUCGAGAUUUACCUCGAGAGAAGGCCUACGUUUUGCCACGUGUGUCCGACAAGAUAGAUUGUAGAAAGAUUGUCAGAGAGAAAGAGAGUGAAAGGAAGAGCGAGAAUGCAGAGAGAGAGAAAAGAUAGGAGAAUCGAAAAGUCAUAUGGUGAAGGAAAUACGAGAAAAACAAGGUGCUGUUUAGCUUUAGAUAUCGUCAGAUUUUGCUUUACAGUCUAUCUAUUUGCUUUUGUUUCACCUGAAUUACUGCACUUUUCGUUACACUUACUCGUAGACUUUUCUUUCCCGUUCGUUCUACCUUUUUCAAAUCUUACUAUGUUCUUGGAAGAUGCGACGAACAGAUGGGCCGAUUCAUUUGGAUUCAUAUAACAUGCACGAAAAAUUUCACUGCACCCCAUGAGUUUUUCGUUAGAUAGACUUUCCGUCUGAUACGAGAACUUUAUCUCGGUAUAAGAAAAGCAACAAAAA